Molecule: messenger RNA, 1662 nt
Organism: Lichtheimia ornata
Lineage: Eukaryota; Fungi; Mucoromycota; Mucoromycetes; Mucorales; Lichtheimiaceae
Product: T-complex protein 1 subunit alpha
Exons: 6
Coding region: 1-1662 (553 amino acids)
Biological process (GO): protein folding
Cellular component (GO): chaperonin-containing T-complex
Molecular function (GO): ATP-dependent protein folding chaperone; ATP binding; ATP hydrolysis activity
Source: RefSeq, a predicted model, not a curated record
AUGUUUCAACGUGACAAGAAUUCCUCCUUGUUCCUCGGUGGUGAACGUACAACCGGUCAAGACGUGCGAUCCAGCAAUGUACUUGCUGCCGCAUCGAUCGCCAACAUUGUAAAGAGCUCUUUGGGUCCUGUGGGUCUUGACAAGAUGCUUGUCGACGAGAUUGGUGAUGUGACCAUCAGCAACGAUGGCGCGACGAUUCUUCAACUCUUGGAAGUGGAACAUCCUGCUGGCAAGGUGCUUGUCGAGUUGGCUCAACAACAGGACCGUGAAGUUGGCGAUGGUACGACAUCCGUGGUGGUUAUUGCAGCCGAGCUUUUGAAGCGAGCCAAUGAGUUGGUCAAGAACAAGAUUCAUCCUACUACUAUCAUCACUGGUUAUCGCUUGGCAUCCAAGGUGGCAUGCAAGUUUAUCGCUGAUCAAAUGGCCGUCAAGGUCGAUAGCUUGGGCAAAGAAUGCCUUGUCAAUGCUGCAAAGACAUCCAUGAGCAGUAAGAUCAUUGGCUCUGAUUCUGAUUUCUUUGCCAAUCUCGCUGUUGAAGCCAUGUUGGCUGUGAAGGGUACCAAUGUACGCGGUGAGACCAAAUACCCCGUCAAGGCUGUCAACAUUUUGAAGGCCCAUGGCAAGUCUGGUCGUGAAUCUAUGUUUGUCCGUGGUUACGCUCUCAACUGCACUGUUGCCUCCCAAGCCAUGAAGACCCGUAUUCAAAAUGCAAAGAUUGCUUGUUUGGACAUGAACUUGCAAAAGGCUCGUAUGCACCUUGGUGUCAACAUUGUCGUCGACGAUCCCGACAAGCUUGAGGAUAUCCGUAAACGUGAAAUCGAGAUCACCACUGAGCGCAUCCAAAAGAUUCUUGCCACUGGUGCCAAUGUCAUUCUCACCACCAAGGGUAUUGAUGAUUUGUGCUUGAAGCUCUUUGUUGAAGCUGGUGCUAUGGCUGUUCGUCGUUGCAAGAAGGAAGAUUUGAAGCGUAUUGCAAAGGCCACUGGAGCCACUUUCAUUUCGACUCUUGCCAACUUGGAAGGUGAAGAAACCUUUGAAGCAUCCUACCUUGGUCAGGCUGAUGAAGUUGUCCAGGAACGUAUCUCGGAUGAUGAAUGUAUUCUUGUCAAGGGCACCAAGGUUCAAAACUCAUCCUCCAUCAUUUUGCGUGGUGCCAAUGAUUACAUGUUGGAUGAGAUGGAGCGUGCCUUGCAUGAUUCGUUGUGCGUUGUGAAGCGGACAUUGGAGAGCAACAGUGUCGUCCCUGGUGGUGGUGCUGUCGAAUCAGCUCUCAGCAUAUACCUCGAGAACUUUGCUACCAGUGUUGGAUCCCGUGAACAAUUGGCUAUUGCCGAAUACGCUAGUGCUCUUUUGACUAUUCCCAAGACUUUGGCUGUCAAUGCCGCCAAGGACUCUACCGAAUUGGUCUCCAAGUUGCGUGCGUACCAUAAUGCCGCACUUAACGAAGGCGCUGAUGAGCGAAAGCGCGCAUUAAAGUACUAUGGUUUGGAAUUGAUCAAUGGUAGUAUCCGUGACAACUUGAAUGCCGGUGUUCUGGAACCAGCUAUUUCCAAGAUCAAGUCUCUCAAGAGUGCAACCGAGGCUGCUAUUGCAAUUCUUAGAAUUGACGAUAUGAUCAAAGUUGCACCUGAGCCCAAGCCCGACGAUGGUCAUGGUCAUUAG